Messenger RNA from Mollisia scopiformis, 1149 nucleotides. RefSeq lists its product as uncharacterized. Bases 97 to 879 code for a protein of 260 amino acids. The transcript has a single exon. NCBI's taxonomy places the organism in Eukaryota, Fungi, Ascomycota, Leotiomycetes, Helotiales, Mollisiaceae. The record is from RefSeq and is a predicted model, not a curated record.
AAAGUCUCUGAUCAGAACGAUCACCUUCUAUCCUAUAUGCCACUCUCAGUAAUCAAGAUUACAUAGCUAACUCAUAUAAUAGCCAUAAUAGCCCACAUGCGAAUGAGAGACCAGCACGCCGAAAUUGAGCGCAACAGAGCCAUGAUUGCGGAUUUGCAGCUCAGAGCAAGAGUACCUGACGAACUGAGACGCCAACCCAGAGAAUUUAGAUACAACCCUGACGAAUUCAGACGUCAAGGCCUCGAGUUCAGACCCCAGCACGAACCGAUCCGUGAGGCUAUAGUCAUAAAUGAUCUAGAAAUACGCCAACUCGGAGGUUGGAUACAACUACCAAAACAGAACGUCGAGGCCGCCCCUCAACAGCACGACCCUAAGUCGGAGAAGGACAAAGCAAUUCCAGAGCUUGAUCUUCCAUUCCAUCAACAGCUUUCACUACCGCGAUAUGAACUCGACCAGCCUCCUCGUGCAAAGGCAGAAAUGCUAUAUACUAUGGUCCAGGAAGUGCCUCGUAAGGCAGGACAACAUGAACUCCGCGAGGAUGAUAGGCUAAAAGGCGAAGAGAAGUUAUUGCAAAAUAUAGGCUUUGCUCAUUUCCCGGCCCAGCUCGAACUCAACCCCAACCUUCGACCCGUAAAUGGCAAAGCACUAGCUCCUGAUCUUGGUGCCCUAAACCGUCGCUUAGCCGAUUUCCGUGGUCGACACUUGAGGAAAUUCUGGCGACGUCGAAGAGUUCCGGCCGUAGCUGCAGAAGAGGCCGUUCGUCCACAACCAGAGGAGUCUAAUGAGGAAGAUUUGGGAGCCAUUGCAGCUAGAUUGGUGGAGGAGUCACUUUUCGUUGCGGAUGCAGAAAAAGCCGAUGAUGCAGAUAGCAUUGAUUGAUGAGCGAAAGCAUGGGAGGAAAAUUAAGUCUCACAGCGUUUAUUAGGGCGGUUACAUAGCGGAUACCCUUUGCUUUACAUUGCGACUUGGUUUGAUGGAAUUUUGUAUGGGUUCUUAUUGCAAUGAACGAGAGAUGGUGAGAAUGGAGGAUUGUGGUUGGAUCUGUGUAAGUAGAGAUGCAGAGUAAUGACAAAGUAUGAUACAACAUUCCGUCUAUGGUGAUUGUAAUUUCAUCACACCAUAGGUACAGUACUCCCAGCUUCCGUGCAU